This is a messenger RNA of Branchiostoma belcheri (Belcher's lancelet), 4701 nucleotides long. RefSeq lists its product as uncharacterized. The record is from RefSeq and is a predicted model, not a curated record. Gene Ontology annotation, cellular component: extracellular region. The transcript has 6 exons. Gene Ontology annotation, molecular function: protein binding. The coding region runs from base 1 to 4701 and encodes 1566 amino acids. NCBI's taxonomy places the organism in Eukaryota, Metazoa, Chordata, Leptocardii, Amphioxiformes, Branchiostomatidae. Gene Ontology annotation, biological process: regulation of apoptotic process.
AUGGCAGCUCCAAUCCCAAGAAGAUCUAGAGUGACAGAGGCUGACAGACGCCAUUUUGAUUUCGUGCAAAUGUUACAGCGUAUAUCGGAUGAGCUGACAAAGAACGAAACGAGGCUCUUGAAAUUGUAUUGUAGCCAUCUCAUUCCAAAAGGUAUUGCAGAAAGACUUAAAAAGGCGCUUGACGUUUUCCGCAAGCUGAUAGAACUGGAUAAGAUAGACCAGGAGAACCUGGACUUUCUUGAAGAGAUCUUAGAAAGAAUGGGGCGACCAGAUCUGGUGAGGAACGUUCUGAGGCCGUUCCAACCGCCUGGCCGACGUAUUCCGGAAAAUCCCGACCUAGAACCGGGAACAAGUAUUGAUGGUGCAAGUACUGAUGGUGCAAGUACUGAUGGUGCAAGUGCUGAUGGUGCAAGUGCUGAUGUAACUGACACGUCCGACGCCUUCUUGGUGGUUCACGGCCAAAGACACAUGAUCCAGGAAACCAUAGAUCGUCACAGACACAAUCUGGCGUCGAUGUGUGGGGCUAGUAGGUCACAGAUCAAGUUCAGAGGUUACAAGAAGGGAAGAAGCAUCCUGGUGCACUACACCAUACCGCGGGAGAGCACAGAGGUGCUGAGGCUCAUGGCGAGUUACCCCGACCCAAGACUUGUAUUCAUGGGCGUCACGUCACUGCAGAUCGACGCUGAAGCACCAAUCAAAGUCGCACAGGGGGCGCUUUUCAACGGUAUCAAGAGACAGCACACUGUCGAUGACAUCAAAGUGGGCUGCAGUACCCGCACCAAGCAGCAGAGGGCGCCCAGGAACUGGACCCGCCUGUCCGCUCUGAACCUGUUCUCGGACGCCCUGCCUCUCCAUCUGCAGGUAGCUGCGAGUCUGGAGUACCAGGGCUUCUCCUAUAGCCUGGUCCAGGCUCUGGUGCAGAAGGAUCAGCUCAGAGAACAAGAGAUGAAGAAGAAGGAUCAGCUCAGAGAACAAGAGAUGAAGAAGCUCAUCCAAAAGGCAGAAGUGGAUUCCAACACGUUCAUGACCUUGCGCUCCAAGCUGACCAUUUCAGAGAACAGGUUGAAGGAAGUCCUUGAGGCGAACGCAGUUCUAGAAAAGAAGCUCCAGCAGGCCAGAGAAUACGCCGAAAAAGCCGCAAAGCAGGUCACUUCUCACGUGACGGAGAACAGGGGAGAGAAGCCUCCUGGCGGCUGGUCACAGGAGUACAGGGGAGAGAAGCCACCUGGCGGCUGGUCACAGGAGUACAGGGGAGAGAAGCCUCCUGGCGGCUGGUCAAAGGAGUACAGGGGAGAGAAGCCUCCUGGCGGCUGGUCAGAGGAGUACAGGGGAGAGAAGCCACCUGGCGGCUGGUCACAGGUCGAGAAGGCAGAUGUAGCUACACAGACACACCUAGCGAGUGGCGCAGGCACUACAGGGGUUGCAGUAGAUUCAGGUGACACUGCAAAGGAAGAAUCGGCUGCAAAGGACACAAACAAGAACAAGGAAAGAGAUGAAAAUGUGGACAAACUAGCAGAGCAAAACCGACCCACGUCAGCAGAGGCAGAGGGAGCGACACCUCGUACUACUGAAGACUUCAGACAGGGUAAGAUCACUUACGGCGGGUUCGGAUCAGAACCUGGGAAAUUUCAGUACCCGCGCGGCGUUGUGGUGUCGCCUAGUAACGAGAUAUUUGUGGCUGAUAAAGGCCACAGGCGAGUCCAAGUCCACACCACAGAGGGGGUUUACCUCCGCCACUUCCCAACAGUCGUACCAUGUACAGAGGACAAGGACAUGGGGCCAGAUGAUGUUUCUAUGGACGUUAACGGCACACUGUGGGUAGUGGGGCGUGGUGAAUCAGCUGAUCAUGUUGUACAGUACAGCACGGACGGGACCGCCAUGACACAGUUUCACCUUAAAAAAAUCCGACCAUACCGCGGGAUUGCAGUGAACAUGCGCAAUAACCACAUCCUGGUGACUGAUGCAGUCCGUGGUGAAGUUGAGGUGUUCCGUCCGGACGGCUCUCUGGUGCGGAGGUUCGGACAUCAACGGGGUGAGAUGAGUUACCCGCUGUACGUCACUAUGGACGGGGAAGGGAACAUCCUUGUGUCGGACUUGGGCACUAAUUUUGUCUACAUGUAUGACGAGUCCGGGAAGUUCCUGCUGAAGUUUGGAGGUCCGGGAAGAGGUGAAGGUCAGCUACAGGAUCCCCACGGCAUCUGUACAGACAGCUCUGGUCACAUCAUCGUGGCGAACUUUUGGAACAAGACGGUACUGAUGUUCACACGUCACGGCGAGUAUGUCCGGACCAUUGAGACUGGGUUUGAGCCACAAGGCGUGGCCGUGGGACCGGAAGGACAGCUGGUAGUGACUAAUUGGCAUAACGAUUCAGUGAUAAUUUUCCCCAGUUAUCUAAUGGCCGCUCCAAUCCGUAGCAGAGUGACAGAGGCUGACAGGCGCCAUUUUGAAUUCGUGCAAAUGUUACAGCGUAUAUCUGAGGCCCUGACAAAGACAGAAACGAGGCUCUUGAAGUUGUAUUGUAGUCAUGUGAUUCCAAAAGGCAUUGCAGAAAGACUCCCUCAAGCGUUUGACGUAUUUCACAAGCUGAUAGAACUGGAUAAGAUAGACCAGGAGAACUUGGACUUUCUUGAAGAGAUCUUGGAAAGAAUGGGGAGACCAGACCUGGUGAGGGACAUUCUGAGGCCGUUCCAACCACCUGACCGAGAAGUUCCGGAAAACCCCGAACUAGAACCGGGAACAAGCACUGAUGGUGCAAGUCCUGAUGGUGCAACUUCCACGUCUGAUGCAUACUUAGUCAUUCACGGUCAAAGAAACAUGAUCCAGGAAACCGUAGAUCGUCACAGGCACAACCUGGCAUCACUUUGUGGCACAAGGAGGUCACAGGUCAAGUUCAGAGGUUACAAGAAACACAAGAGCAUCCUGAUGCACUACACUAUACCGCGGGAGAGCACAGCGGUGCUGAGGCUCAUGGCGAGUUACCCCGACCCGAGACUUGUAUUCAUGGGCGUCACGUCACUGCAGAUCGGCGCUGAACCACCAAUCAAAGUCGGACAGGGGGCGCUUUUGAACGAUAUCAAGAGAACGUGUACCGUCGAUGACAUCAAGGUGGGCUGUAGUACCCGAACCAAGCAGCAGAGGGCGCCCAAGAACUGGACCCGCCUGUCCGCUCUGAACCUGUUCUCGGACGCCCUGCCCCUCCAUCUGCAGGUAGCCGCGAGUCUGGAGUACCAGGGCUUAUCCUAUGGCCUGGUCCAGGCUCUAGUGCAGAAGGAUCAGGUCAGAGAACAAGAGAUGAAGAAGAAGGAUCAGGUCAGAGAACAAGAGAUGAAGAAGAUGGAUCAGCUCAGAGAACAAGAGAUGAAGCAGCUUAGCCAAAAGGCAGAAGUGGAUUCCAACACGUUCAUGACCUUGCGCUCCAAGCUGACCAUUUCAGAGAACAGGUUGAAGGAAGCUCUUGAGGCGAACGCAGUUCUUGAAAAGAAACUCCAGCAGGCCCGUGAAUACGCCGAGAAAGCCGCCAAGCAGGUCACCUCUCACGUGACGGAGUACAGGGGAGAGAAGCCACCUGGCGGCUGGUCACAAGAGUACAGGGGAGAGAAGCCUCCUGGCGGCUGGUCACAGGAGUACAGGGGAGAGAAGCCACCUGGCGGCUGGUCUGCACAUGUUGAGGAGGCAAAUGUACCUACACAGACACACCUAGCGGCUCGGGAGGGAACUGCAGGAGUAGGAGUAGAUCCGGGUUACACCACAAAGGAAGAAUCGACUGCAAAAGACGCAGAGAAGAGCACGGAAAGUGACGAAAAUGUGGACAAACUAGCAGAGCAAGAGCGACCCACGUUAGUAGGGGCAGAGGGAGCGGCACCUCGUACUACUGGAGACUCUAGACAGGGUAAGAUCACUUACGGCGGGGAGGGAUCAGAACCUGGGAAAUUUGAGUACCCACGCGGCGUUGUGUUGUCGUCUAGUAACGAGAUAUUUGUGGCUGAUACAGACAACAGGCGAGUUCAAGUCCACACCCAAGAGGGGGUUUACCUCCGCCACUUCCCAACAGUCGUACCGGGUACAGAGGACAGCGACAUGGGGCCACAUGAUGUUUCUAUGGACGGUAACGGCACACUGUGGGUAGUGGGGCAUGGUGAAUCAGGCGAGCAUGUUGUACAGUACAGCACGGACGGGACCGCCAUGACACAGUUUCACCUUCAGAAGAUCGGACCAUACCGCGGUAUUGCGGUAGACAUGCGCAAUAACAACAUCCUGGUGACUGAUGCAGACCGUGGUGAAGUUGAGGUGUUCCGUCCGGACGGCUCUCUGGUGCGGAGGUUCGGACAUCCACAGGGUGAGAUGAGAACCCCACUGUACAUCACUGUGGACGGGGAAGGGAACAUCCUUGUGUCGCACUGGAACACUGAUUCUGUCUACAUGUAUGACGAGUCCGGGAAGUUCAUGCUGAAGUUUGGAGGUGAGGGAAGUGGUAAAGGUCAACUGCAGUCUCCCCGCGGCAUCUGUACAGACAGCUCGGGUCACAUCAUCGUGGCGGACCGUGGGAACGAGAGGGUACAGAUGUUCACACGUCACGGCGAGUAUGUCCGGAGCUUUGAGACUGGGUUUAUGCCAGAAGGCGUGGCCGUGGGACCGGGAGGGCAGCUGGUGGUGACUAAUAUUGAUAAUCAUUCAGUGACUAUUUAUCCUAGUUAUCUGUAA